UCACAACUGUAGUUUGAACUGAGACGUUUUUGUAAAUUAGAAUCAUCUCAAGUGGAUACUGAACACAGUAAAAGUGUCAUAUUCUGCACCAGAGGAAACACUUCUGUUUGUCUUUGACUUGUGGUGUCUGAUCAUCACUUCUCCUCAGAAGUACCGUCCUGUCCUCAUAUAAGCGGUACCGGCCUUUAGUUAGAAGUCAGCUCCAUGGAGUGGGUCCUUGCUGCUUGUGGGUUCGGUGUUCUGCUGCUCUGUAGUUUCUGGUAUAAAUUUAAAGGAGAUAGGGUUGACACAGACAGAAGUCAUGUGCCAAGGCUCAGUCGUCUUCGUUCCAGCUCCGUGGGUCCUUUGGACCUGGCUUGUGGGUUGGAUAUCCUGGUGGUCUUUGGUUUACCGGCUGCAUGGUGUAAAUAUAAAGGUACCGGCCUUUGGGAAGAAGUCAGCUCAAUGGAGUGUGUCCCUGUAGCCGUGGCUUGUGGGUCGGUUGUCCUGCUGCUCGUUGGUUUCCGGGCUGCGUGGUGUAAACUUAAAGGUACCAGUCUUUGGGAAGAAGUCCGCUCCAUGGAGUAUAGGUUGGAUAUCCUGGUGCUGUUUGGUUUCCACGCUGCGUGGUUUAAAUUUAAAGGUACUGGUCUUUGGGAGGAAGUCAGCUCCAUGGAGUGGGUCUCUUUGGACCUGGUUUGUUGGUUAGAUAUCCUGGUGUUUCUUGGUUUCCGGUCUGCGUGGUUUAAAUUUAAAGCCAAAAUGGCUCAGCAGAAGAAGGAAGAUGAGGCCAAAAUGAUUCCGCAGAUGAAGGAAGUUGAGGCCAAAAUGACUCAGAUGUUCUCCGAACUACAGCAGCAGAAGCAGGAAGAUCUCACCAAAAUAUCUCAGAUGUUCUCCACACUAUCGGAGCAAAGGAAUGAAGAUCGGACCCAAAUUGCUCAGAUGGUCUCCAUCGUACAGCAGCAGCAGAAGAAGGAAGAUCUCACCAAAAUAACUCAGUUGUUCUCCACACUACAGAAGCAGAAGAAGGAAGAUGAGGCCAAAAUGGCUCAGAUGGUCUCCACACUACAGCAAGAGAAGAAGGAAGUUGAGGCCAAAAUCACUCAGAUGUUCUCCGAAUUACAGCAACAAAAGCAGAAAGAUCUCACCAAAAUAUCUCAGAUGUUCUCCACACUAUCGGAGCAAAGGAAUGAAGAUCGGACCCAAAUUGCUGAGAUCGUCUCCACCGUACAGCAGCAGCAGAAGAAGGAAGAUCUCACCAAAAUAACUCAGUUGUUCUCCACACUACAGAAGCAGAAGAAGGAAGAUGAGGCCAAAAUGGCUCAGAUGGUCUCCACACUACUGCAAGAGAAGAAGGAAGUUGAGGCCAAAAUCACUCAGAUGUUCUCCGAACUACAGCAGCAGAAGCAGGAAGAUCCCACCAAAAUAUCUCAGAUGUUCUCCACACUAUCGGAGCAAAGGAAGGAAGAUCUGACCCAAAUUGCUCAGAUCGUCUCCACCGUACAGCAGCAGAAGAAGGAAGUUGAGGCCAAAAUGACUCAGAUGGUCUCCAAACUACAGCAAGAGAAGAAGGAAGUUGAGGCCAAAAUCACUCAGAUGUUCUCCGAACUACAGCAGCAGAAGCAGGAAGAUCCCACCAAAAUAUCUCAGAUGUUCUCUACACUAUCGGAGCAAAGGAAGGAAGAUCUGACCCAAAUUGCUCAGAUCGUCUCCACCGUACAGCAGCAGAAGAAGGAAGUUGAGGCCAAAAUGACUCAGAUGGUCUCCAAACUACAGCAAGAGAAGAAGGAAGAUCUCACCAAAAUAACUCAGUUUUUCUCCACACCACAGCAGCAGAAGAAGGAAGAUGAGGCCAAAAUGGCUCAGAUGGUCUCCACACCACAGCAGCAGAUGAAGGAAGAUGAGGCCAAAAGGGAUUAUAUGGUCUCUGGACUGAAGGAAUCCAUAGAUGAACUCACAACUCUACUUGAGAAGGUGAAGACAGAGAAGCUGGAGAACAAGAAGGAGCUUCAGUCCCUGGAGGAAGAAAUAAGAGAGAGAGAAAAGCAGUCGGACAUACCGAAGGAGUUAAUAACAGCCAAAGAAAACCUGCUGAAGGCUCAGUGGAAACUAGACGAGACAAAGAGGAACUAUGAAAAACUCACAAUGAUGAUGGAGAACCUGAUGGAGCUCUAGAGUUCAUGUUUACUACCUUGAUUUUCCUGAUAAAUUGAUGCAAGUGUUGCAUGUUUUUCUCUGGAUUAAAAGCAGAAGUGAAUCUCUUUCU
Molecule: messenger RNA, 2248 nt
Organism: Pungitius pungitius (ninespine stickleback)
Lineage: Eukaryota; Metazoa; Chordata; Actinopteri; Perciformes; Gasterosteidae
Product: golgin subfamily A member 6-like protein 22
Exons: 7
Coding region: 205-2157 (650 amino acids)
Source: RefSeq, a predicted model, not a curated record